AUGGCUCUUCGCAAUGUCGAAGAAGCUGGAGUCCGUUGCAAGAGAGUUGAUGAUGUGAUCGCGGAGGAAGAUGUCAGCGAUAGAGUAACUCCAAUCGCCCACGACUCCAGGAAACACGAUGUGCAUUGCGAGGAUCCCAAUCCGGGCUUGGCGCACCGCCUCGGUGGCGGCGAAGACUCGGACGACGGCGGCGGCGGCGAGCAUCAUCACCACCACGACGAUGACGAUUACUACUCGAGUCGAUCUUCAUCACCACCAGGUCCCUUGAUGCGCAAGAUGAAAAUAUGCAAUGACGACGACGACGAGCCGGAAGAUUUGAGCCGAGGCAACAACAGUAAUGCCACGGGUUUGCAACCGAUCGAACCCGAGAUAAGCCUGCGUCCUUCCGAUGCCCGGUUACCACCUCUGGCUCCGUGGCGUCCCGUCGUUGCGCAACGCAGCAACAAGGACUUUCGCGGCGGCGGCGGUGCUGGACCAAGUGCUGGCGCCAGAAGACCACCACACGCAGCCACCGCCUUAGCGAAGAUGUACGAGUCCAUGAGACGUGGUUCGCAUUACCCGGGUUCUGCGGGUUGGGGCAAGGGACUCGGACGCGCGGGAUCCAUGCCAAAGCCUCGGGGUUGCGCCGCGGAUCUGGGUUCUGGUUGGGGCGGCAUCAACGGGUUCCCGAGCCCUGACCAAAGCGACAUGUUCGGGGGAUGGAACGGGUCAUUAUCGUUUCCCGACGACGACCUGCUUAGCGGCGCCGGGAUGGCGUCUUCUUUGAUCGGCUCCGCGACGGUGCUGUCGCCGCAGACGGAUCCUCCGCCGUUGCUGCUGCCGCCGGGCUUCGACCUGAGCGUGACGUCGAAUUCCUCGCCUGGUGGCGGAGACGUGCCGCCUAAUACGAUCCCAGUCCUGCAUCCGAUGAAGCCGCCGGAUUUGGUGCCUUUGCCUCAGCCGUCUUCGCCGUUCUCGCCUGGCGGCAACCAGACGGACAUCAUGGGCUGCAUGACGCCGUCGCCGUGUGGUCAGGUGUCGUCCACGACGGCGCCGUCGCCGUCGUCGAUGGACGGAUUCGACUUUGCGCCGCAAGUGUCGUCGUCGACAAAGGGCGCGUCGAGCCAAGACAUACGACACGUCCCGUCGCUUCAGGCUCGGAUCGGAAUGCUCCAGCAACGCUGUUCGGAGGAUUUUGACUCGGAAGCUUGGGUACCCAAAGGACUUCAUUUCAAGCUGGGAUUGCCACCGGAUGCACCCAUAGAAUUCGUGAACGGGGGACACGGGAUCAAGAACCCGUUGGUGCCGCACGAAAAGGGCGAAGGAUCCGACAAGUGCGAGCAGUUGCAGUCGCCGCCGCCACAACCGCCGCCUCCAAUGCCGUCCGUGCCUCAAGACCCUCCAGACCCGAAGAACAAGUUUGCCUGCAAACUCUGCUCGAAGUCCUUUUCCCUCCAGAGGCUGUUGAAUCGCCAUAUGAAGUGUCACUCGGACAUUAAGCGGUACCUGUGCACUUUCUGCGGCAAGGGCUUUAACGACACCUUCGACCUCAAGCGCCACACCCGGACGCAUACUGGUGAGUCUACUUUUCUAAUUUUUUAUAAUUAUGAUGCUGUUGCAUUUUUAUUACUUUGGCUUUCGAUUAAACUUCGCUGGACUUCAUUUUUUUUUUCGUGCGAAACUCAGCGUCUUUCUGAUCUCUCAUUCUCGACUUCAUCAGCUUUAUUUCCCCUGUGA
This is a messenger RNA of Notodromas monacha, 1716 nucleotides long. NCBI's taxonomy places the organism in Eukaryota, Metazoa, Arthropoda, Ostracoda, Podocopida, Cyprididae. The record is from the annotation of a GenBank genome assembly.